Messenger RNA from Daucus carota subsp. sativus, 977 nucleotides. Its product is annotated as allene oxide cyclase, chloroplastic. The transcript is spliced from 3 exons. Gene Ontology annotation, molecular function: allene-oxide cyclase activity. The record is from RefSeq and is a predicted model, not a curated record. Gene Ontology annotation, biological process: jasmonic acid biosynthetic process. Lineage: Eukaryota; Viridiplantae; Streptophyta; Magnoliopsida; Apiales; Apiaceae. Bases 136 to 885 code for a protein of 249 amino acids.
ACACUUAUAUCAUAACGCCAUGUGGCUAUAUAUACUAAUAUAUCUCCACUGACAUAAUCACUCCUCACCAUCUAACAAUUCUCCUCACUUUCCUCUCUCUUUCUCAACACUCACAAAAGUUGUCUAUUUCUCUUCAUGGCUGCUGCUACUGCCUUCAGCUCCCCCUCUGGUGCUGUUUCUGGAGCUAUCUCCACCAAAAAUGUUAAGCAAUUGUCGUCCACUUCGACCAGGCUUUCGGUUUUCAAGAAGUCAAAUUCGGCGAGUGCCGGGAAUCUGAGCCUGAAUCUUAAGGCCUCUGCGAAGCCGUCUUUCCAUUGCAAGAGCCUGGCCAGUUCUCAGAAUUUUUCUGUUUCCGAUGCGGGGAAAGUGCAGGAGCUGAGCGUGUAUGAGAUCAACGAACGUGACCGUGGUAGCCCUGCUUACCUUCGUUUGAGCCAGAAAUCUGUGAACUCUUUAGGCGAUCUCGUCCCUUUCUCCAACAAAAUCUACACAGGGGACUUGCAGAAGCGUAUCGGAAUAACAGCAGGGCUGUGCAUAUUGAUCCAGCAUGUAGAGGAGAAGAAAGGUGACCGAUACGAGGCUGUUUACAGCUUCUACUUUGGAGACUACGGUCACAUGACAGUGCAGGGGCAGUACCUGACAUACGAGGACACCUAUUUGGCAGUCACCGGUGGCUCAGGCAUAUUCGAAGGUGUCUCAGGGCAGGUAAAAUUGCAGCAACUGAUCUUCCCCUUCAAGCUGUUCUACACAUUUUACCUGAAGGGCAUUCCUGCCUUGCCCGAGGAGUUGCUUGGAGCAGCAGUCCCUCCGACACCCGCUGUGGAGCCUGCUGCUGCUGCCAAGGCUUGCGAGGCGGGUGCCACCAUUGCUAAUUAUACUCAAUAAGGAGCAAAAUGGGGAGGAUUAAGAUUAAUUUGUUGGUUAGAAAUGUAAUGGAUUUAUAUUUUUGGUAAUAAAUCAUGUAUGUUUCCAGACAA